This is a messenger RNA of Schistosoma guineensis, 1869 nucleotides long. Lineage: Eukaryota; Metazoa; Platyhelminthes; Trematoda; Strigeidida; Schistosomatidae. The record is from the annotation of a GenBank genome assembly.
AUGUCUUUGAAACAGGCCGUCGCCAAAAAAUUGAUGGAUGAAAUAAUUAUCCCCUUGAGAAAGCCUAAAGAUUGGAAAGUUCUCGUUCUGGAUCGAUUAGCCACUAGAAUUGUAUCUUCGUGUUGUAAGAUGCACGAGAUAAUGAAUAACGGCAUAACAUUGGUUGAAGACAUUUUUAAGAAAAGGGAAGUGCUGCCGAUUGAGGCAAUAUACUUGAUCACUCCUACAGAUGAAUCUUUAAAACUUCUAAUGGAGGAUUUUCAAGGGUCUCAGAGUCAAUAUCGUUAUGCCCACGUUUUCUUCACCGAAGCUUGCCCAGAUGAGCUGUUCAACCGGCUUUGCCAGUCGAAUUCCGCCAUAUUUUUAAAAACGCUUAAAGAAAUCAACAUAGCUUUUCUACCGGUUGAAUCUCGAGUCUUUUCGUUGGAUUCACCCAUGAGCUUUCAAUAUUACUUCAAUCCAGUAGCCAGACAACAGGGUUCGGGACAACAACUUGAGCGAAUCGCUGAACAGAUUGCAACGUUGUGUGCCACAUUAGGUGAAUAUCCCGUUAUUCGUUACCGCACUCAGUUUGAAAGGAACGCCGAGUUCGCACAGUUAGUUCAACAAAAAUUGGAUGCAUACAAAGCGGACGAUCCUCAAAUGGGCGAGGGUCCACAAAAAGAAAGAAGUCAAUUGAUUUUACUUGACCGGGGAUUCGAUCCUAUCUCACCUAUUUUACAUGAACUCACUUUCCAAGCCAUGGCUUACGACUUACUGGCAAUUGAAAAUGAUGUUUACCGUUACAUCAACACAUCAGGUCCUGAGGAGCGUGUUAAAGAAAUUAUCUUGGAUGAAACUGAUGAGCUUUGGUGUGAACUUCGUCAUCAACACAUAGCAGUCGUUUCACAACAGGUUACUAGCAAAUUGAAAAAGUUCGCUGAAGAUAAACGUAUGGUUAACGCAGGCGAUAAAACUACAAUGCGUGAUUUAAGUCAAAUGUUAAAAAAAAUGCCUCAAUAUCAAAAAGAGUUAUCCAUGUAUUCAACACAUUUUCAUUUAGCUGAGGAUUGUAUGCAAACCUAUCAAAAUCAUGCUAAUAAACUAUGUAAAGUCGAACAAGAUUUAGCCAUGGGUACUGAUGCAGAAGGUGAACGAGUCAAAGAUCAUAUGCGUACAAUGGUUCCUAUUUUAAUUGAUCAGUCAGUUUCAGCAUAUGAUAAACUUCGUGUGAUUCUUUUGUAUGUUAUACAACGGGGCGGUAUAAAUGAAGAAAAUUUAGCUAAAUUAGUUCAACAUGCUCAAAUUCCCUCAUCACAGGCGUGUAUUGUGCGUAAUUUGAUGCAUUUAGGAGUUCCUGCUAUCCAGGAUGCUUCAGGAGCUGGUAUAGGGAGGCGUAAACUUCCUCAGCCUUAUUUGCCUGCUAAUCGACGUCAACGGGAGGAUGGUCCACGAUAUCAAAUGUCUCGAUGGACACCUUAUAUCAAAGAUCUUAUGGAGGAUGCUGCUGAAGAUAAAUUGGAUCCGAAAUUAUUUCAGUACUUUGGUGGUGGCCCUGUUCGUGGUCCUGGAACGCGUACAGGAAAUGCACCAAUGUCUGCAAGAUAUGGAAUGUGGCAUCGGGAUAAAAGUCAACAACCACGUUCUGGACCUAGACUAAUAUUCUUUGUAAUCGGUGGAAUAUCCUAUUCAGAAAUCCGUUGUGCAUAUGAAUUAAUGAAUACUGCGCUAGGUAAACAAUGGGAUAUUAUCGUUGGUGGUACCCAUAUACUCGUGCCGGAAGCAUUCCUAAAGGAUUUGGAGAAACUGUCUUAUCCACCAGGGACAGCGCCUCCAUCGGUUAGCAGUGGGACAUCAGUUAUUGUAGGUGCUGGCGGGGAAGCAGUGUGA